Molecule: messenger RNA, 2195 nt
Organism: Candoia aspera
Lineage: Eukaryota; Metazoa; Chordata; Lepidosauria; Squamata; Candoiidae
Gene: KLC3
Product: kinesin light chain 3
Exons: 12
Coding region: 218-1855 (545 amino acids)
Biological process (GO): microtubule-based movement
Cellular component (GO): kinesin complex; cytoplasm
Molecular function (GO): kinesin binding
Source: RefSeq, a predicted model, not a curated record
UGCUUUGGAUGUCCCUUUAAUAAAAGAUCACAAAUGCCCGGACAGUUUUCUCGCAACUUUGCAAGGUUGUCCUAUCUCUGGCUGAUGUUCAUUCCAAUUAAUAGAGCCUGGGUAAAAAGAGAACAGGGUUUGGAGACCCGGAAUGCCUCUGAGAACAUGCAGAGGGCUUGGGUAACCUUAGCAUCCAUCCUUAAGCUGCAACCGCCAGAAGCGCUCCAUGUUUGCCUUUCAGAAGCCUCUCCAGGAGCCGCCAGGCGCUCCGGCCUCCUUCCUCCAGGCCAUGUCCAUCCUGGUGGGACUGGGUGACAGCCCAUCGGAGAGGAUGACAGCCGACGACAUCGUCCUCCAGACAUGCCAGGUGAUGAAGGGCCUGGAAGCCCUGCGGGGUGAGAACAGGAGCAUCCAUCACCGGCUGCAGGAGGCCCUGCUGAGGGAGCGGCAGCUGCUGAGCGAGAGGGAGGACAUUGCUGCGACAGCCACGGAGGCCCAGGCCCUGGAGCUUCUGGAGGAGAAGCACAACCUCGUCCGCAGGAGCCUGGCAGGCAUUGAGCUGGGCAUUGCAGAAGGCCAGAUGCUGAUUGCCCUGUCCUCGCACAUCGGGGCGCUGGAGGCUGAGCAGCAGAAGCUCCGGGCGCAGGUGGGGCGGCUGGGCCAGGAGAACCUGUGGCUGCGGGACGAGCUGGCCGGGACCCAGCUGCGGCUGCAGCACAGCGCGGAGGCCGUGGCCCAGCUGGAGGAGCAGAACAAGCAUCUGCACUUCCUGCACCAGCUCAGGCACUGCGGCCCCCGGGAGGAGCAGGCAGAGGAGGACGUGGAGGAGAGGAGAGGCGGCCUGUUUCUUGGCACGGAUGAUGACCAGAGGCCAGAGGGGCACAGCCCAAGUGCAGCCGCCUCAGCCGCUCAGCAGGGCGGGUAUGAAAUCCCAGCCCGCCUGCGGACCCUGCACAACCUGGUGAUCCAGUACGCUUCCCAAGGGCGCUAUGAGGUGGCCGUGCCGCUUUGCAAGCAGGCUUUGGAAGAUUUGGAGAAGAGCUCUGGGCACAGCCACCCAGACGUGGCCACCAUGCUCAAUAUCCUUGCCCUGGUCUACCGGGACCAGAACAAGUACAAAGAGGCCACGGAGCUACUCAAUGAUGCCCUAGACAUUCGUGAGCAGGCCCUGGGUGUGGAGCACCCUGCAGUGGCUGCUACCCUGAACAACUUGGCUGUGCUGUACGGCAAGCGGGGCAGGUAUCGGGAUGCUGAGCCGCUGUGCAAGAGAGCCUUGGAGAUCCGCGAGAAGGUGCUGGGCCCCAACCAUCCAGAUGUGGCCAAGCAGCUGAACAACCUGGCCCUCUUGUGCCAAAACCAGGGCAAGUUCGAAGAGGUGGAGUGGUACUACCAGCGGGCCCUUGGCAUCUACCAAACCCAGCUGGGCCCCAAUGACCCCAACGUGGCCAAAACGAAGAACAACCUGGCCUCAUGUUACCUGAAACAGGGCAAGUACCAGCAGGCUGAGGAGCUGUACAAGGAGAUCCUCUCUUCGCAGGACCAGGAGCUGCCCACCCCCAGGGGCGAUUGCAGCCGGACAGGAGCCGGGAGCACCUGGGAAGGGCAGGAGGCAGUGAUGAGGCGCAGCAGCUCCUUUUCCCGGUUCCGGGAGUCCCUCAAGCGCAGCAGCGAAAAGCUGGUCUCCAGGCUCAGGGGGGACGUGGUUGGGCAGCCCAAGGAAGCUCCAGGCCCUGGGAUGACGCGGGCCACAUCCCUCAACACGCUGCAUGUGAACGAGGGUACGGCUGUCACACCCCCAAAGAGUUCCCCCACCAGGAACCGGAGUGCCAGCACCCAGGACCUCGCACACAGCAGCGCCCCCUAGGGCCAGUCUUCGAGCAUGCUGGCCGAGGCCGGGCCACAGCUGGACUGCCUGUCAGUGCCAGCGCUUGACCAGCGCUCCCUGGACUGACUCCUGCGUGCACGGAAAGUCCUUCUUUUGGUGGCUGGGGGGGGGGGGGGAAGUGCCCCAUCCAAUUUGCAGAGGACUAUUUCUCGGGAAGUGGAGCAGCAGCUGCCCAUCCCCAAAGUAUCACAGGGUGGGGGAAGCUCUCCUGCCUUGCUACUGCCUUAAACUCUUUGGGUAGGAGCAGCAGCCUUCCCCCCUCCCCACCCCCAUUCUUAUCCAGCUAGCCCUAUUUAGUCUAUUUAUGCAGUGGAAGCAC